AUGUGUUGGGGGCGUCUACGAUAUUGUUGGCAGUCUUGGCGAAAUUUCAUUGCUUUUUGGUGUUUCGGACUAUUUAAUAAUUUCAUAUACGUUGUUAUGUUGAGCGCCGCUGUGGACAUCCUCGAUAGGAAUACCCCUAGAGUACGUGCCUUUGACAUUUUUACCCCAUAUUCAAUUAGAACCAUUUAUUUGUUGCGCGUAGAUUGCUCUAGAUCAAGUAGUCAGUUCUGUGGAGCGGAGCGGUUUCCCACGUUGAAAAGCAGUGCUUCGCGUUACAGGUCUGUGGUGUCGUCGUGGUCUUCAGGAACCGGCGCAGCGGGCGUUGUGGGCUCCACGUUCUACGCCGGAAUGACGUCUCUGGUUCCGCCGCAGACCACUCUCCUAGCGACCCUCUUCGCACCCCUGGUGAUGCUGACUACCCGCGCGGAUUCUCAACUCCCCCCUAAUUCGUGGUUGAGCUCUAAAGUAAAGGGUUGUAUCCACAUUCUCUCCGAUCUUUUUCCUUAUCGAGGGAAUCAGGGUAACGUAAUCGGGCCAGGGUUAAUUCAGUGCCCUCGGCUGGGGCCCACGACAUGUUCUUUGAGGCUGCCAAAGACACCCUUACAUCGGCUCUAUGCAUUUCAGGCCCUCAAUUUCGCAAUCUUCAUGGUACAAGUACUUCGUCCCUUCGCGCCAAACAUCUGGGUCAUCUUCGGUCUGAUUGCCUACGAGGGCAUCCUAGGCGGCCUCUCCUACGUCAACACCUUCCACCGAGUUCUCACCGAGCCCAACACGAAGGAAUUCAGCAUGUCGGUCGCCGCCUUCUCGGACGCCCUUGGGAUUACCGGUGCCGCGUUUCUCGCCAUCCCUCUACACAAUUGGCUCUGUGGGCAGAUCGCCUAG
Mesocestoides corti is the source of this 882-nucleotide messenger RNA. NCBI's taxonomy places the organism in Eukaryota, Metazoa, Platyhelminthes, Cestoda, Cyclophyllidea, Mesocestoididae. The record is from the annotation of a GenBank genome assembly.